UGGAAGCUACUAGCCCGUUCGGCUGUUCCACUGCUCCUCCAUUUUCAUCCCCUUCUCUUUUUCCUUCUAAAAUAUAUAAAGAAAUAUUAUAAACCCCUCAAAAGAGUUUCCAUUGCUCUUAUUAGGGUUUUCUUGCUUUCUUUUUUGUUUUUUUCUUUUCAUUUUUGUUUUUCGGACUCUGCAACAAGCACUGUCCAAGCUAGACUCAUCAAAGUGAAUAAUUAGCUCCAUUAAUGGCAGAUUGUUUUUUUCGGGGACUGAGGUAGGUAAAUGACAACUACAUCUUAAAAGGGGUAAAAGGUUUUUUUUUUUCAGUUUACUUGUAAACUAAUGAGUUGUGUUUCAUGUCAAAGCAAGGGCACAAAAUGGCAUCUUUUUUUUUUUUUUUUUUUUAAUCUCCAAAAUCUCAUAUUUAAGCAAUCAUUUUGAUUUCAAAAGGUUCUCUUCAAAUUCUUGAGAGUGAAAUGAACUGGGUUUCUUGCAAAUGUAAAAAAUAUUGUGCCUUUGCUUGUUUACUUCAAUAUAUGCGUUUGGUUUGAUCUCAAAGAGCGAGGAAUAUAUGGGUGACAAUACCACUGUUUAAUCAAAGAAAGAAAGGAAAAAUUGACUGUGGUUUUGUAUGUUAAUCAAGCAAAAUGUCUUGGAUUGAGUCUCAAAUUAUGCAAAAAGCUGGUGACUUGUCUUACCAUCCUCACUAUUUGCAUUCAUCUUCUUCCUCUCCUUCCUCAUCUUCUCCUUCGUUUCCAUAUAAUAGUGAUUACCAGAAACAAUCUUCUUCUGGUAACAAAAUAAGCCCAGCUAUCCUUUUUAUUAUAGUAAUUCUAGCUGUUAUAUUUUUCAUUUCUGGUCUCCUCCACUUGCUUGUUAGAUUUCUCAUGAAGCAUAGAUCUUCUUCCACUUCUUCUUCAGUCUCUGAAUCCAAUAGAUACCCAGAAAUGUCAGGGUCUGAUGCUUUCCAAAGACAGUUACAACAACUCUUCCAUCUUCAUGAUUCGGGACUGGAUCAAGCUUUUAUUGAUGCAUUGCCUGUUUUUCUCUAUGAAGAAAUUAUGGGUCUAAAAGAGCCAUUUGAUUGUGCUGUUUGCCUUUGUGAAUUCUCUGAGAAAGACAACUUGAGAUUGCUCCCUUCUUGUAGUCAUGCUUUCCACAUUGAUUGUAUAGACACUUGGCUAUUGUCUAAUUCAACUUGCCCCCUUUGUAGAGGUACCCUUUAUACACCAGGGCUUCCUUUUGAAAACCCUGUUUUUGAUUUUGAAGAACAGAGGGAAGAAGAUGGGUUUUCAAGCAAUUCAGCAAAUGGAGUCUCUUUAGGCCAAAAACCAGUAGAGAAUGAGAGAAUCAAUUCCAAGAGAGUUUUUUCUGUUAGAUUAGGGAAAUUUAAAGGCUCAAAUAAUGAAGCAGUAGAAAGAGGAAUUGGAGAGACCAGCAGUAGUAAUUUAGAUGCAAGACGAUGUUUUUCAAUGGGGUCAUACCAAUAUAUUGUUGCUGAUUUAGAUUUGCAAGUGGCUUUACUUCCUGAUAGAGGUGUUAAAAUUGUGAAAGGAAGAAAUGGACAAAAUGGGAAUUCAUCAGUUGAUGGGGAUGUUGAAGGGAAGAAGAUUAACAUUAGAAGCAAAGGUGAAAGCUUUUCAGUUUCCAAGGUAUGGCAAUGGUCUAGGAAAGGUAAAUUCCCAAGUCCUUCAGUAGAAACCCCAAUGGGUACUUCUUCUUUAGCUGUGGGUAUGCCAUGGAGUUAUAGAACCCAGAGUACAUGAAGGUACUGUUUUUCUGUGCUUUCUUUGUAAUUUGUACUGUUCACAUAACAUAAAUGAAUCGAAUUAUUUAACACA
This is a messenger RNA of Jatropha curcas, 1829 nucleotides long. RefSeq names its product RING/U-box superfamily protein. The record is from RefSeq and is a predicted model, not a curated record. NCBI's taxonomy places the organism in Eukaryota, Viridiplantae, Streptophyta, Magnoliopsida, Malpighiales, Euphorbiaceae. Gene Ontology annotation, molecular function: ubiquitin protein ligase binding.